AUGGCUACGACAAAGACUUUUAAAUUCGGACCAAGAGAGACCCCAGGACUCAUACAUGCAGACACAGUUACUGAAGAGAGCUCUCGCACAUUGGAAGAGCUCUUGGAACAGAACCAUUCAUUUCACCAUAUUUUCACCACCACAGAAGACCACAAAGGGGUUUAUUUUCAUAAUCAUAUCGCCCAUCACGACAUUACAAUCUGGGCUCUUGGUGCAACACCUGCCACUCUGCGUUCUCAACAUGAGCGCAAUGGACUCUACCAGCGUGGGCCGAUGGCAAUUCAGGAGCCCUUGGUCAAAGAUAUGGCAGAUGAUCGAGUCUUCAAAAGGUGUUUAGGCCGCGAGGAAAACUUUUUGAACUUCUGCGGAUUCUUUGAAGAUUACAUCGACACAUACGGCUACCAAGCAUUGUUCCAAAAGUAUCUGGUGGGAGGGAGUGAAAUUGCGGAUGAUAUGCUUUGUUGUAUCUAUAUGGGAUAUGUUCAUGGGAUCAUUCAUAUCGGCAUGGCCCUUGAAUUUGACCAGCCGAGACUCCUCGCAGAAGGCUUUGCACAGGCAGCUGUUCAUCACGACUGGUGGUACACAUUAUAUCUACAGUCGGCUGAGGCCCUAGCUGCCAAAGCCGAGGAGCCUGCUGUUCCACUUAGUGAUUGUGUCGACCUAUGUCGAGCAGACGAGAAGAUUCGCACUUGUUCUAGUGCAGAUUAUCAUACUCAAACUCGCCCUAUAACAGGAGAAAUGUGCCUUGACCGCGAGCCUGCCAGAGAUGGCGUAAUGGUAAAGGCUAAAGAUGAGAUUAUUCGAAUCGCAGCUCGAUAUCGCGUCGAUCCUAAUGAUCUUGAACGUGCAACAGCUGAGCUGCAAAACACUGCUGUCUACCUUACUGCCGGUGCCCAACGACCUCCAUAUGUUUGUGCAUUCGACUUUUUUCUCUUGCACAGCGUAACGUCGAGCAUUGGUCAUACCAUGUUCUUGAACGAGCCGUCUCUUACUAGGGCCCAAAAGGCUCGUUUGCUUGAAUAUACCGGCCGUGUAUACCUCAUGUCAUAUGCUGGACAGGGGUGUCCUGAGCUAAGGUUGGACUGGUUGGUGUCCCACCUGCCAAAAUUUCCCAAUCAGGGCUGGGCAGAAGUCUUCGAUCGGGCAACUUAUCAUGAGGACGAUGGCCACAUGUCCAAGCUCAUCAGAUGUAUGGCUCACACGCAGCAAACAUCGAAGCCUUAUGACCAUCUUCCCGAGUUUCGAUUCAAGCAAGACAUGUUCCUAAUCGCAGGAAUUGCGGCUAUCGACUCGGGAUCUGCCCAGCCAAUGGAGGGCACUAAGCAUUAUGACUUUAUUCGAGGAGCUGGCUUCGAAGAAGCGUGGAAAAGAUUCCCAAUUCGGUCUACUGUUAGCUCUGCGGCAUAA
Messenger RNA from Talaromyces stipitatus ATCC 10500, 1407 nucleotides. RefSeq lists its product as uncharacterized. The record is from RefSeq and is a predicted model, not a curated record. NCBI's taxonomy places the organism in Eukaryota, Fungi, Ascomycota, Eurotiomycetes, Eurotiales, Trichocomaceae. Gene Ontology annotation, molecular function: oxidoreductase activity. The transcript is spliced from 4 exons. The coding region runs from base 1 to 1407 and encodes 468 amino acids.